AUGACAACACCAACAACACAAAAUCCAAACAACGACAACAAGACUGCCAACAGCGACAACACAGCUUCCACCGGGCGUGUUCUGGGCCCUCAAUUCCACUACAAGAAAUAUGCCAUUGAACAUUCCUCUCGCGAGAACCCCAUCUUUACAACGACCAUUCAUACCAAAAAUGCCCGCGAAACUCCAACCAUCACACUCUCGCAAAAAAUCGAAAUAAUACCCUGCCCAGAACCCAACCAUCGGAUACUAACACAUCAAAUCAACACAGCAACGCCUCCGCUAGAAAUUUCAGCCCCCCCAGAUACCCUCCGAGACCAACUCAAAACCAAAAGCAGACCAUCGAAAAAUAUCAGCAUCGGACGAAUCAAGGCCCAAUCCACCACAACAUCCACACGACGCCGGGCAUCUCUAUCCCCCCCCAGAUCGACAUACCUACAUCCUCCACCCCAUCCACCAUUCAAUCCCCGGAUCCCCGACCCCCCUAAUAUCCCUCUCCCCCCCCCCCCUACCCACCAUCACCGCAUCCCACUUCAGUUCCUCACAACCCAUCCGAAUCCACCCACCCCACCAGCCCCUGCCCCAACACCCAAUCCCCCCUCAUCCAACUCUAUCUCACCCAUCCCAACGCACCGCCUCCAACAGUCCGCUACCCCAUCCCUCCGUCACCCCGAAUCCCACAUCACACCCCCCAGGACAGAAUCACCCACCCGACAGUCACCCCCUCCAAAAACCUCCCCAACCCCUAAGCCACCCCGACCCAACCACCCAUAUCUCUACAGAACCAACACCUACACACACAAAAAUCCAUCCUCCACCCACCCCCCGCUUCCCCACAUCAUCUGCGCCACCACGCCCCCACAAAAUCACUCGUCGAGACACAUCCCUCAACCCGCCCCCAUCCACCACCCAGCUCCCCAUCCCCCCCGAACCUCCCCCUCCAUACCUUCUCCAUCCCGUCUCCUACCGAACCCACCGCCACCAGGCAAACCUUCGGCCUCUCUCCAACGAAACCCCGUCCACAGCUUCAUCCCCGAACAACAUCCCCACCCCACCCACUACCCCGCCGCCCGACCCAGCCCUCUGUCAACACUGUCAACCAUCUACCCAGUCACCCCACCGCACCAACACACUCGCCCAUCGCCCCCGACUCCAACACCAUCCACAAUCCCUCCCACCGAUCUCACCCCCAAAAACCCCACUACGUUCUCCCACCACAUCCAAACCCUCAGCCCCAUUAAGAACACCACCAGCCCCACCCCAGGUACACCCCCCACACCCCACCCCUCAGCACACCCGCUGCCACCCGCGCCCGCCCCCGGUCCCACACAAACACACCCCUACCCCCCCGGGCCCUCCCAAUACCAUCCCACGCAAUCUCACGACCCGUCCAAUCAUCCGUCCCCAUCCCUCAAGCCACCCGACAGUAACAGCACCAAACGCCCGAUCGCUAUCCGCCAUAAACCACCCCGCUCAUACCACCAAACCGCCAAGGACCGCACACUGCCCAACAAAUCCUACACUGCUCCUCAUAACGCACAUCUCUAUCCACCCCCCCGCCCCGACUCCCAACGAACACCUAUCACUAUUCCACCGCCCAACCGCUCACACACACCACUCCUGGCACCCGCCGGUCCCCCGCGCCCCUACUACCCAACACAAAAGCCCGUCCCCGCCUCCCCCCCAUUCACCACCACACCCCAUAACUUCCAGGCCACCCCCCACCCGACGCUCCCACGCAUCCUCUAUCUCCACACCCCAACUCCCCCCGCGCACGCCCCACCACCCCGCUCCCCACCGCACCACCCAGUCAAUCAUCUCCCAUCCACAUCAACCCCACAAAUCACGCAACCCGCAGCCACUAACACUCACGCGAUCCAAAGCGAAACCCAGACCCCCCCGAUCUACACUCAACUCAUCCCCCACGCCCACACCAUGCCAAUCUCUCAUCCAUCCACCCCACCCUGCCCCAGCAAGCUACCCCCACCAACCAGCCAACGCACCCAACCCCCCCCGGAGCACUCCAUCCACUCACGCAGACCCGCAGCUAUCGCACUCCCCAUCCCCAUCCCCCGCCAACCCAUCCCCCGACCUCCGAACCAACAGCCCACAAUCCCCCACACCCUAAACUCCCCUAUCCCCCCCAUCACCGCCCCUUACCUCCUCAUCCCUCACAUCGCUCUAACAAACCCGCUCAGCGCCCCAGCCCCCUGCUCCAAAUCCCUGCGCUCCCAUCGCCUACACAGCCAACGCCACUCACCCCCGAACGACCCAGCCGCCGGACACAAACCCCCGGGAACGCUCACAUCCUACAACGCUAACCAAGCACGUCGCUCCACGGCGCCCCGCCCACACAUCCCCUUAUCCCGCAACGCCAUCACGCGAUCUCGACCUUAUAGUGACCAAUCACCCAAACCAAUAUCACCCGACCCACGUAUCCUCCCACAACCUCAACAGGGGGGGUACCUCCCCCCAAUCUCCAAAUCAAAAACCCUCCAAAAAUCCCACCGUUACCUUCCCACACCCACCACUACCAUCCACCCCCAUCCCUCCCGCAUCACCCUCAAAUCUACGUCAACACACCACAUACCCCCAUCCUCGGCCACACUACCAUAUCACCCGGACAGACCCUCCCCGCCACCGUCACCGCACGCCAAUCCGCUCAACCACAACCUCAGCUCCCCGCGCCCGCGAUCUCUAUCCGCAUCUCCCGUCCCACCCAUGCCGAGCUUCCCCAGAUCCCCCCCACAUCUCUCUCCACUCCACACCCCUAUCGUCCCAAUCCAUCCUCCCCCACAGAUCCACCCCACCCCCUUCGCCCCGCCGCCUCCAAUCGCCCACUCCGCCCCAACUCCGACCCCGGGCUGA
Penaeus chinensis is the source of this 2865-nucleotide messenger RNA. RefSeq names its product extensin-like. The transcript is spliced from 14 exons. The record is from RefSeq and is a predicted model, not a curated record. Lineage: Eukaryota; Metazoa; Arthropoda; Malacostraca; Decapoda; Penaeidae. The coding region runs from base 1 to 2865 and encodes 954 amino acids.